CGGCGACCAAAUGUGAUCAUGGUUCAGCCUGCAGACCCCGAAAACUGCAUCCACUUGGGAGACACGUCUGAUGAGGACAGUGACUUGAGUCUCCAGCCAGAUGCUCUCAAUCCAGACGCCACCAGCAUAAAUGAGGACGCAGAGCUCCCUCCCAUUGCAUCUGAUGAUUGCAAGGACCACCAGGACGAGGAGAGCAGCGAGGAGGAAACAGACGCAGAGAACAGUGGUGACAGCAACAAAAAGAAAAAGAAGAAGAACCGCUUCAAACGCGUCUGGUCUUGGAUGAAGAUGACAUUCCUCUGCUGCGUCUUUGUGGACAUGAUGGAGUGAAGUUCACGAAUGCUGUCUUAGAGUGCUCUGAUUUCUCUCCACACUCCAAAGACGUUGUGGAUCGUCACUGCUGGGGAAGCUCCUAUGAA
Messenger RNA from Stegastes partitus (bicolor damselfish), 419 nucleotides. Its product is annotated as RNA polymerase-associated protein LEO1-like. The transcript is spliced from 4 exons. NCBI's taxonomy places the organism in Eukaryota, Metazoa, Chordata, Actinopteri, Pomacentridae. The record is from RefSeq and is a predicted model, not a curated record. Bases 19 to 330 code for a protein of 103 amino acids.